GCUCCUGCUCCUGCUCAGCUAGCGCCGCCGUCGUCUCCUUGUCCCAUCAUGAUCAUCUACCGGGACCUCAUCAGCCAUGAUGAGCUGUUCUCCGACAUCUACAAAAUCCGAGAGAUCGCGGGCGGACUGUGCCUGGAGGUGGAGGGGAAGAUGGUCAGUAGGACGGAGGGUAACAUUGAUGACUCGCUCAUUGGUGGAAACGCCUCUGCUGAAGGCACCGAUUGUGAAGGAACCGAAACCACAGUAAUCACUGGUGUUGACAUCGUCAUGAACCACCACUUGCAGGAAACCAGCUUCACAAAAGAAGCUUACAAGAAGUACAUCAAGGAUUACAUGAAAUCACUCAAAGGCAAACUUGAAGAACAAAAACCAGAAAAAGUAAAACCUUUUAUGACGGGGGCUGCCAAACAGAUCAAGCACAUCCUUGCUAAUUUCAAAAAUUUGUUCUUCUAA
Messenger RNA from Elephantulus edwardii (Cape elephant shrew), 453 nucleotides. RefSeq names its product translationally-controlled tumor protein-like. Gene Ontology annotation, cellular component: cytoplasm. Lineage: Eukaryota; Metazoa; Chordata; Mammalia; Macroscelidea; Macroscelididae. The record is from RefSeq and is a predicted model, not a curated record. The coding region runs from base 49 to 453 and encodes 134 amino acids. The transcript has a single exon. Gene Ontology annotation, molecular function: calcium ion binding.